AUGAACGUAUGUUAUGUAUGGGAUGAUAAACUGAUAGACUUUUGUGAUCAAUUACCCGCUGUCAUGGGUAGGGCAAAAGUGGUGCACUGCUUAAUACAGGCCUACGGACUACAUAACAAAGUUAAAGUGGUUCGUUCUACACCAGCAACAUACGAAGAAUUGAAAGAAUUUCAUUCAGAAUUGUAUUUGGAUCAUUUAAAAACAUUUAUUGACGUUGACGACGAUUAUAUGACAUCCGUUCAAGAUGAAGAAUAUGGCAUAGGAUAUGACUGUGCUCCUGUUUCUAACAUGUUCGGGCUAGUGUCACAUAUAGCUGGAAGUUCAGUGACUGCAUCCAAAUGUCUCGUAAUGGGUUUAGCUGAUGUUGCUAUUAAUUGGUGUGGAGGGUGGCAUCAUGCAAAUAGGUUUGGAGCAGAAGGCUUCUGUUAUGUGAAUGAUGUUGUCAUAGCAAUUGAAAAGCUAAGGAAAAAGUUUUCGAAAGUGUUAUACAUUGAUUUGGAUGUGCAUCAUGGAAAUGGAGUUCAAGAUGCUUACAACAUUAGUAAAUCAGUAUUCACUCUAUCCUUCCACAAGUACGAGCCUGGUUUUUACCCAGGCACGGGAGGUUUAAACGACAUUGGCACACUCAGUGGUACAGGAUACUCAUGUAACAUGCCACUACAUGCAGGUUACACUGAUGACACUAUGGAGUAUGCUUUUGAGAAAGUGUUCAAUUUAGUGUACAGUCACUUCGCACCGGACGCUAUAGUUAUACAAUGUGGUGCAGACGCACUGGCGCACGAUCCUAAUGGUGGUGCUGCGCUCACGGCGCGGAGCUACUGCAAGUGUGUGCGCAUGGUACUUGAUAAACGGAAACCCAGUAUGUUGCUAGGUGGUGGUGGUUAUCAACACUCAAAUGCUGCCCGCUUAUGGACAUGUAUAACGGCCAUGGUUGCUGGAGUUGAGCUAGAUGAGCAGAUACCAGAACAUAUUUACUGGCCAGAAUAUGGUCCUACCUACACAAUAGCUAUCGAUCCAACAUUAAUUAAGGAUGCUAAUAAAAGUUGUUACAUUGAAGACUGCAUAAAUACAAUUAAAGGGAACCUAGAAAAAUAUUUGGGAAAAUCAAGUCAUGCUGAACCAGUUGUCAAAAGACUGAAAUCUAAAAUAGAAAAUGCUAAGGAGACAUUAAGACUCGAUUCUAAGAAAAUACACAAAGACAAGAACAAAUUCAGGAACACUAGUGUUGGUAUUCACAACAUGGUAAAACAUGCUCAAGACCAAACAAACCAUAGGAGUAAAAUUGUGGACAAAUCCGAUGUUUAUGAUUUUGUUGAAUAA
This is a messenger RNA of Arctia plantaginis, 1320 nucleotides long. The record is from the annotation of a GenBank genome assembly. Lineage: Eukaryota; Metazoa; Arthropoda; Insecta; Lepidoptera; Erebidae.